GCAACCAACGGGUUCUGCGAGAUUCGUCGCCACAUUGGCGCUCGGGGAUUCGGGCGAGCGAUUCCCGCGAUAAAUUGUGGCGGCAGUGCCGCCGCAAGAACCAUGCUCCCUUGUCCGUCGCGUCACUCGCGGGCGCCGUUUCGGCGUCCCUGCAUACGCUGCAGGAAUGCGCGUAACAGCGUCGUUUUCGCCGGGAAGUGGAGUGCAGUACCUUCGGGAGCUGGCGAAAUUGCCGAUGGACCACCACCAGACUUUGGCUAUGGACCCCCAGCAGGACACUCCGGGUUCUACGACUUCUUCCCGGGCGGACCCGGGGGACCAGGUGGCCCGGAGAUGGGCCCAGGGCCAGGGCCGUUUGGCCCAGCCCCGUUCCCGGGCCAACAGAACAUGCCGAUGCCCAUGGACGGGGGUCAGUUCGAUGGUCCCAUGGGUCCCCAGCCAGGCCCGCAGCGUGCUAGUCCAGAGUUUGAUCUGCCUCCAGGCGGUCGUGACUCGGGUCCAAUGGGAGCCGCGGGUUUAAUCGCCGUUCCUGCGCAUUUCUCAUUGGGCGCCGUUUAUCACGCCCGGGGAGAGCAAAUGAUGAUUGCCCUCGGGGCCACGCUGCCCGGGCCCGAAAAACCCGGGUCUAUAGAGUGA
Notodromas monacha is the source of this 636-nucleotide messenger RNA. The record is from the annotation of a GenBank genome assembly. Lineage: Eukaryota; Metazoa; Arthropoda; Ostracoda; Podocopida; Cyprididae.